AUGUCCACUCGACCAGAACCGGCUUCCGCAGCAGAUGAGCUGUUCCAUAUCUAUUUAACCUCGGAAACAGAGAAGAAAGAGCCUUAUCUUGAAGUUGACGAUAGCACCAACAGUGGUGCGAUUAUCUCGAAACUCCCCAGCAAAUCCAUCACCACCAAGGGAAAACCAGAGCCAAAUACAGCUACAGAGCUCGAUGACAGCGACCAGUCAGUAAAAUGGCUGAAGAAUAUCGACGAUGCAGGAAAGUUUUCCUUGACUAUCAAGCCAGGGAAAAAGAGAGAGCAUGGAGAAACGGAAGAGGGAGGGGGAGAUGAGGACGAAAAGAAAACAGAAAUCAUUCAGUUCGACUUUGAAUUUAGAGAGCCAAGUACGUUCAAGUUCAGCUCGGAAAGCUCGGUGCUGAAAAAAGCAUUUGGUGAUGCUGCGAAGGACAUUCAAGAACCUGGGUUUGAUGACCCAAGGCUAUACCUUGGGCUGAAGGAGUCGGACUCAAAGGAGAUUCCUCUGGCCACAGCCUGGACAUACACCGGUCUUUCAGAGGGUAGCAUACCCAAAUUCUUAAAGGGACUACAGGUCAAACCUGAUGUGAAACUAGCAACUGGCCAUCGAAAUGCGCUCUGGAUUAACCCGGAAGCGUCCUUACGAGUGACAGUUCGAUUGGUGUUUGGCUUAGCCAGCCUUGAUACGCUGAACAGUCUUGGUCUCAGUGCUUUGAAAAUAAAUUUCACGGAAGCUGAUCUCAUAUGUCGAAAGGUUGUGAGUGCUGGAAAAUCAGGUGGGGAAACCGUCCCAGUGAAGCAAGGAAACGCAGCACUCUCCAUUGGUUGUAAGUUUAGUUCACCAAGCCAAGAACUAGACGCGGAAGGUGUAAUGGAGUUCGCGGAGGAUACCAUUUCUAUGACUCUUCUAUCAAAGUCCGAGGAUCCCAUUGCAGGAGCCCUGAGCUGGCUGGAAGGGCUCCUUGGGUUGGAGAACAAUGAGCUGGGAUUUGUCACAGAUCUUCUGCAUAAAGAACCUUUCCAAGGUGUCCAAUUCCGACGUAUCAAGCUUUUGUUCGACACUGAAGUAAAGGUAAAGCUUAAAUCUUUUAAACUGGAUGUGCAGGUCUCGUCGUCUAUUGGCCAAGACCCUCAAUCGGAUAAAAAAUCCCUUUUCCUGCUUUCAUACACCUAUAACUCUUCAGCUGGUGGGUUGGGAACGAUUCGAGGUGAGCUCUGGGAGGAUUCGGGGAUCACAAAUCCUACGUUGAAUCCAACGUAUGAGACUUGGACCGACCUCGAGCCUUUCCCUGCUGGAACAUCCCUCCCCCCGUUACAAAUCAAGUAUCUGAUACCUGGUCAAACUAUCGAUGACAUUCCCCAUACCGUCCCUGAUACCAUUGAAAGAGCGUUCAUAACACUGUCAGCGAAAGAAGUAGGAUUUGGAGCCACUGUCAAAGCCAAAGAGGUCUCUCCGGGUGCUGCGCCACAGCCGUAUCUGGGACAAAUUAAGUUGGAUGCUUCGUUUCAAUGGGAUAGGUCGGAUUUCAAAUUUGAUCUCUAUGUUAUGACGGGUAUCGUACCACCCUCCGGCUCUGCCCAUAAAGAUCCGGCGCUUUUAACUGGGUCUUUGAUGUAUCAACGCUCAAAGACAUCUACAUAG
Molecule: messenger RNA, 1641 nt
Organism: Talaromyces proteolyticus
Lineage: Eukaryota; Fungi; Ascomycota; Eurotiomycetes; Eurotiales; Trichocomaceae
Exons: 2
Coding region: 1-1641 (546 amino acids)
Source: RefSeq, a predicted model, not a curated record